Messenger RNA from Chinchilla lanigera (long-tailed chinchilla), 468 nucleotides. It is a transcript of the gene Figla, whose product is annotated as folliculogenesis specific bHLH transcription factor. Lineage: Eukaryota; Metazoa; Chordata; Mammalia; Rodentia; Chinchillidae. Gene Ontology annotation, biological process: regulation of transcription by RNA polymerase II; developmental process. The record is from RefSeq and is a predicted model, not a curated record. Gene Ontology annotation, molecular function: DNA-binding transcription factor activity, RNA polymerase II-specific; RNA polymerase II transcription regulatory region sequence-specific DNA binding; protein dimerization activity.
AUAAAAAAUCUCAACCGCGGUUUUGCCAAACUGAAGGCACUUGUGCCAUUUCUUCCCCAAAGCAGAAAGCCUAGCAAGGUUGAUAUCCUUAAAGGUGCAACUGAAUACAUACAAGUUCUCAGUGAUGUUUUGGAAGGAGCCAAGGAUUCAGAGAAGCAAGACCCAGAUAAGCAGAACUAUAGCAACAGUCCUCCUGGACCACAUAUAUCCUUGGCUAGAGAGCUAUCAAAAAACAUUAUCCAACAUACCAGCUGUGCUCCUGCCUUGAAGAAUGAAGAGGAAAGGCCCUGGGCAGAUGGUGGCAGUGGUGAGCCUGCAUAUGCUUGUUGCAAGAGCAUGCUGCCUGUGACUAGGAGUUAUUUCACUGGCCAGGAGUCUGGAUAGAAUUGCAGAAGUAGAAUUCCUGGCUCACAGACCCCUACAAAUGCAAAAGUGAAAAGGCCCAGGAUUACCUUGUAGGGACAAAUA